AUUUGUGUACUUGUUUGACUACCAAGCGGAAUGACGGAUCCAAAUCUUCAUUUUCGCCGUAAAAUUGGUUCCGAAGAAUUUGGCAUUGCAAUAUGCACAUGAACACCUAUGUGACCCAUUAUCAUAACUAAACAGACUUCAGCUCCUUAAGAAUUUACAACAUGCCGCAGAAGUCUCAACAUCAGGAUAGUAAUGAACCUGAUAAAUCAAAUGCGGACAUUGCUUCAGUCUUCAUCACAGUUAAGGAUGAGCCUUUUGAUGACUGGAGAGAUAUUAACGAUUAUAAUAGAGAUACCAACCCCAUGCACGUCAAGAAUGAAUCAAGUGAUCUGCAUGGCGAUGCAUUUUAUAAGCCAGCUAUACCGCAACACAUUGAUGUACCAGCGACACUCCUGUCCACUGCUAGUGAGCAGCCCACUGUGAUGGAUCCCAGUCGUUGCAGUGCUGUAAAUUUGGAUACUCCACAGUCUCCAGAGUCUUGCAUCCACUCUGCUCCAUCAUCCCUUGUGGCUAGAUCCCCUGGCCAUGCCAAACGUCCCACUUUGCCCAUAGACUCUUAUCUUUUAAAAGAAAAACAAAGGAGAUUGGAUACAUCUACUGAAAUAACUCAUCAGUUAGAUUUGCAUGAUGAUGGCUUUGAUUUCUUAGAGGAUGAACAUAACACUAGUGAUUGUAUGCCAAGUGAUACAGAUGAUGCUGUUGACGAGGAUGUGCACAGUGAUGAGGAAGUUGAUCCUACCUCACUCCCUUGGGAAGGAAUAAUGGAAACAUUUUCGUGGAGAGCUGGGGAUAAUUGUCAACCCGAUUUUCCAGAGUACGGUGGAGAUGAAGUUGGGGUUACAUCUGCUUUUCCAGUUGUUAAUGAUAAUGCCAGGGAAAUUGACUAUUUCCAGGCAUUUUUUGAUAGUGCUUUUAUGGAUUUUCUGUGUGAACGAACAAACAUGUCCCAGAAGUACAAACAUGAUCGUGACCCUACACCGAGCUCAGGGAAAAUGCAAAGAUGGCAUGAUACAAGUGUAGGAGAAUUAUAUGUAUUUUUUGCACUGUUGAUGCUGAUGGGACAUAUACGUAAGCAUGUGUUGAAAGAAUAUUGGAUACUAAAUGAUAUCACAGCCACGCCAGUAUUUGCAAAAUAUAUGCCCAGGGACAGGUUUUUGUCCUUACUAAGAUUCCUCCAUUUUGCUGACAACAGUCAUCCAAAUGGUGAUGAUAGAUUUUGGGAAAUUCGCGAAUGCUUUACAAUGCUGAAAGAAAGAUUUGCAAAAUUUUUCCAUCCCUUUCAACGUCUUGUAUUGGAUGGUUCAUUUACACUUAUUCGUGGUCGUUUAGCCUUCAGACAGUAUAUUCCUAGUAGGAGGCAUAGAUCUGAUACAAAAAUUUUUGUUCUUUAUGACUGUGAAACAGGAUAUGUGCUGGAUAUGAUGUUAUGCACUGCAGGUGAUGCUGACCACAAGAAUGACUCGCAUGGAUUCUCUGCUGAGAUGGUGAAGAAAAUGAUGGAUCGUUAUCUAGGUGGGAAGCAUAUCCUUUACACAGAUGAUUAUAAGACCACCCCAAGCCUCACAGAAUUCCUUCUUGAAAAAAACAGGUCAUGUGGCCCAGUAGCUACUGAGAAGGAACAGCAGCAAGAGUUUGCAAAAGUUAUUCAUGGUGAAGGUCAACUGCAAAAAGCUAACAAGAUGCUUGCUAUAUGUAGACAGGACAAACACGCAGUAAAUAUACAAGCUAUUAAUCACAAUAGUGGUAAGAUGGACAAAGGGAAGCCUGUUAUGAAACCUGAAACUGCAUUGGAUUAUGGUGUACGAAUUUGCCAGGUUGACAAAAGCGAUUUGAUGGUUGGCAGUAUUGAGUGUGUUCGUCGUACUGUGAAAUGGUACAAAAGAAUGUUUUUACAUCUAAUGGACAUCACAGUCCUCAAUUCAUAUAACUUAUAUGUGGUGAAAACUAGCAAGAAGGUAUCGCUUAGGAUCUUCAGCAAAAGACUCAUUGAACAGAUUUUGGAAACAUAUGGCGUGGUGCAAAGGAGGGCAAGAGGUCACUCACAAGCCGGCCUUCCUGAUAGACUCCUUGGUCGAGAUUAUAUUUCCCGUCAUUUCCUAGAAGCUCUGCCACCCACUGCUGGGAAACCUAAGGCACAAAGACAAUGUCACGUUUGCAAAAAUACGACAAAGCGAGCUGGCCGGCGCAAAGAUGUCACAACAUGGUGUAAAGAAUGUGGUGUAGCAUUGUGCAUAAGUUGUUUCAAGGAUUACCAUACACUAAAAAUAUACUAAGGUGUAAUGUAACGGUCUAUGCAAAGUGUGUGUUGGAAUACAAAAUACCAACACAAUAACAAACUUAAAAAAAGGUUCCCUCACCACCUGUGAUGAAUAGCCUACAACUACCUUUGCCACAGAUGAAGAAAUGAGAACCACUUGAGCUCUCAUAUUAAUGCACUGAGUACCACUUGAGCCUGCCACAAACCCAUGUUAUCCCAUGCGCUGAUGGAUGAUAGCUGAAGAUCAAGUCAGGCUGGGAAACGUGAAGAAUGCAAAAAUAAAUACUAUAAGUGUUUAUUUGUGUAUGAAGCUAUUGUAUUUUCUACAAGUACUGGA
Penaeus vannamei (Pacific white shrimp) is the source of this 2594-nucleotide messenger RNA. RefSeq names its product piggyBac transposable element-derived protein 4. The record is from RefSeq and is a predicted model, not a curated record. NCBI's taxonomy places the organism in Eukaryota, Metazoa, Arthropoda, Malacostraca, Decapoda, Penaeidae.